CUGAUGAGCCCCCUACUUUUCAGCGCUGUUCUUUGUUUUAUGAGCAUAGCAUCAGCCAACAUCUUUGAGUAUGAGGCAGAAACUCAACCUCUUCGGCCUUGUGAGCUUCAGAGGGAGAAGGCUUUCAAGGGAAACGAAGACUAUAUCCCUCAGUGUACAGAAGAUGGACAGUUCAGGAACAUGCAGUGUAAUAAAAACGGCAGUGUCUGCUGGUGUGUAGAUGACAAAGGAGCUGAAGUAUCAGGCACUAGGCAGUCUGGAUCACCUUUGGCUUGUUUAUCCUUCUGCCAGCUAGAGAAGCAACGAAUCUUAGUCAGUCGUUACAUCAACAACAGUGCAACCUCCUACAUCCCCCAGUGUCUGGAUUCUGGUGAAUUUGACCCAAUCCAGUGUGACUUGGGCCUCAUACAAUGCUGGUGUGUUGACCCCGAAGGGAUGGAGAUUUAUGGCACCAGACAAAAAGGCAAACCAAAGCGAUGUCCUGGGAAAUGUGAGAUCCGAGACCGCCGCGUUCUUCAUGGUGUUGGGGAAAAAAGCCCUCCCCAGUGUUCACCCAAUGGGGAGUUUCUGCCCGUUCAGUGCAAGUUUAUCAACACAACAGACAGGAUGGUCUUUGAUCUUGUCCACCAUUUCAACAGGUUCCCAGAUGCCUUCCUAACCUUUAGUUCCUUCAGACAAUUUUACCCUGAUAUCUCUGGCUAUUGUUACUGUGCCGACAGUCUAGGCAGAGAGUUAGAGGAUACAGGUUUGGAAAUGUUGGUAGACAAUGUUUAUGACACAGUUUUUGCAUCACUGGAUCCCGUUCGCACCUUCACUGAAACCAGCAUGUACCGGAUCUUGCAGAGACGUUUUUUAGGAGUCCACCUGGCUAUGUCUGGCAGAUUCAGAUGCCCCUCCAAGUGUGAAACAGAGAGAUCUGUCACCAUUCGCUUUGAACAGAGCUAUCAGCCAUUGUGCGAUGAGAAUGGAGCUUACAGACCAACACAGUGCCAGAUGGAUGGAGAGUGCUGGUGUGCGGAUGCCAAAGGGCAGGAGCUCCUUGGAACCAGAAGCAGGGGACAACGUCCAGCCUGUGAAGAAUUCACCUGUGUAUCUGAGCGACAAGAGUCUCUUUCCAGGCUUUUCUAUGGCCCAGUUGGACAUUUCAGUCAACAUAAUUUAUUCUCUGCUUCCCGAGAACUGCAAAAUAGAACGGCAUCUUCGAGAACUUGCCCUCCUUCCUUCAAGGAACUGUUUGUGGAUUCUGGUUUGCUGUCUUCUGUCCUAGAAAAAAUGGAAGAGUCUCAGUUCCUCAACCUUGAAUCCCUCCUUAGUGAAGCUGUUGGAGGGAUGUUUCCUUCAAGAGAGCUUGCUCAAGUCUCUCUUCGGUUUGCCAGCAACUCCAAGAGGUUCCAAGAAAAUCUCUUUGGGGGAAGGUUCUUGAAGAAUUUGGCUCAGUUUAACUUAACAGGAGCUGUCGGUCCCAAUGGGAAGGUGAACGUGGACCUGUUUUUCCAGCAGAACAAAAUGAGAGACAGCGCUAUUGAUCGGAACCAAAGUCUUGUGAAUAGCUUUGGCCGCACCAUCAAUUUGCGAGACAACCAAAAAGCUGUCCAGUUUCUCGCUUCUCUCCUUGAAGCCCCAGAAUUUUUCACUUUCUUGCAACAUGUUAUUUCUGUCCCAGAAAAUAUCGCCCAAGACUUAGGCGAAGUUGCGAGGGUAGUGUUGAAAACCAACGAGUGUACUGAGCAGGCGAAAAAUCUGUUUGUCCCAGCUUGCACCAAAGAAGGGAGGUAUGAAGAAGUGCAAUGUUAUGCAGGGGAUUGCUGGUGUGUAGACCUGAGGGGCAAAGAAAUCCCAGGGUCCAGAGUACGAGGCGGUCAUCCAAAGUGCCCUACGAUGUGCGAAAAACAAAGGGAAAAUCUCGAACGCUUGAGAAAAAGCCAGCCAGCAGGUUCCGAGCUGUUUGUUCCGUCAUGUACCCAGGAGGGGAAAUUUCUGCCUGUCCAGUGUCUUGGGAGAAAUUGCUUUUGUGUUGACUUCGAAGGCAGGACUAUUCCAGGAAUGGGAUCAAAUACAGGAGAGUCCAUUCAGUGUCCGACUGAGUGCCAAUUAGCAGCUGCUCAGGCUGUUCUACGUACUGUACAGCGCCUUUUCUUGGACCCCCUCAUCCUGCCUCAGUUCUCAGAAGUUUACAUCCCACAGUGCAGUCUGGAAGGUCUGUGGAGGCAAGUCCAGUGUAAUGGUCCCCCAGAACAAGCUUUCGAGUGGUAUCAAAGGUGGAUGACCCACAAUAAUAAUGGCAGAACUCUUCCUUUCACUGACUUGGUGGACACUCUCCUCAGCUAUAAACAAAGAACUCAACCAAGCUUUGAGGGCUUCGUCAAAAGGCUCUACGAAGAGGGCCACCAGAACAUCUUUCCAGAACUCUCCAAAUACCUUUCAUUCGAUGCUGUUCCUCAAGGAGUGUUGGAGGGCAAGAGCACAGUCGGGUCACCAGAGAAUAUUUUGCUCCAGCCGUUCCCCUUCUGGCAGCUUCUUCAGGCAAAUCUCAUCCGUUACCCAGGAUCUUAUGUGGAUUUCAGUACCCCCUUAGGGCAUUUUGAGCUCCGUAAUUGUUGGUGUGUGGAUGAAAGAGGACAAAUGCAAGGGGACAAAGCCAAUGUAAACAAGGUUCCAGACUGUCCUAGCAAAUGUGAAGCAGCCAGGAGAGAAGCCAUGCAAUUUGUUGGAGAAGUGGAACAACUCAUCACAGAUUCCAACAGCGCCCAUUUUCCUUUUGGGCAAAGUUUCUUAAUGGCCAAAAUUAAGCCUCUGAAUAAUCUGUCUCAGACUAGUAUCACCUUUUCAGAAAAACUAUUAACUGGGAGUGACUAUGCCAUCCGACUGGCUGCACAAUCAACCUUGCAAUUCUAUUGGAGAAGUCUGUUAAGGUCAAGUGAUUCUGCACAGGAAACCUUGCGCCUGGGAUUUCAGCCGUACGUGCCUCAGUGUGAUGGUCUGGGCAACUGGGAACCUGUCCAGUGCUAUGAGAGUUCAGGUCCUGGGUACUGCAGUGUGCUGAGGUCCAAGGCCCUCCAACGGGAAAUCGGAAAGGGGUACAUCCCUCAGUGCACAAGCGAUGGUGGGACCUUUUCACCUGUGCAAUGGACUGAGGACCAGGAAAGCUACUGGUGUGCCUUUGAGAACGGAGAGGAAGCUCCCGGGACACGCAUCAAUAGCAAGAAGCUCCCGUGUGAACGUCCUCUGUGUCGCUUGCCUUUUGAUGCCCCCGGCAUAAUCAAUGGUGGAGUCUUCUGGCUCCAGCCGUUCCAGAGUGUUCAGACUCAAAUGCAUUUCCAGCUUGUGCUCCCGCCUGAGAAGGCUUGUAGUCCAGAUUAUUCUGGGCUGCUAGAAGCUUUCCAGAUCUUUAUUCUGGAUGAUUUGAAGGCCCGUGGAUUUUGCCAUAUCCAGGUAAAUGCCUUAGAGCACCCGGUUUCUGUUCCUGUCUGUGAUGAUUCUUCUGUACGAGUUGAAUGUCUGGCUGCAGACCGCCUGGGAGUUAACGUCACCUGGAGAACUUUGCUUGAGGACAUCCCAGCCUCUUUACUUCCUGAUUUACACAACGUCGAAGAAGCAAUGGUUGGUGAAAAUCUCGUCGGUCGAUUUGAGUCACUGGUCAGGAGCGGUGGCUUCCUUCUCCAUUUGGACAACAAACAGUUCAAAGCAGAUACGUCCAUGCUUUUUUUCAAAAAUGGAGACUUCAGCACAGCCCCUCAAGUUCAGCUUGGGUGCAGAACUGGUUUCCAGAAGGUUUUAGCUGUCAGAAGUGUGACCCCCAAUCUCCAAGGAUGUGUGGUCUGUCCUCCAGGAACCUUCUCCCAGAACGACAGCUGCGUUCCAUGCCCUUCUGGAUUCUAUCAAGACCAGGCAGGAAGUUUGAUCUGCUUGAAGUGUCCUCUUGGGAAAUCAACCAUCUCUGUGGGAGCUUUCCAUGCUGAGCAUUGUCUUACAAACUGCCAACGGGAUAAGCGAGGUGUGCCAUGUGAUGAAACUGGACAGUACAGGCCUUCUUAUGAAGACUCAGCCACCAACAAAUCAUUCUGUGUCGACAGCCUGGGAGAGAUAUUGGAGUGGACAGAAACGGAGGGCCCGCUUACUGACUCCCAAUGUUUAGUUCUCAGGCGUUUUGAGAAGAUUCCUGCUACCAAGCUUUCCUUCACAACAGAAGAGGUUGAGAUUGUUAGCUCUCAAGCCAUCCAAGGAGAACCACAGAGUGCUCGCCAACAGUGCGUUGCAGAGUGUGAGCAGGAGGAAUCGUGUGGGUUUCUUACAUUGUCUGUCAGUGGGACGGAAACACGCUGUGACCUGUACAGCGCUCGGGAAAGCAACUACAACUGCUCUGCUUCAGGAAUGGUUCAGGGUGCUUGGGAUAAUCCUGCCACCACCCGUGUUGAUCAUCUCACCUGCUUGCUGAAAGUGAAAAGCCAAGACCAGAACCCAGUGGGGGUGUAUCUGAAAAAGGAGUCCGACAUGAUUACUCGAACAAGAUCUGAGGUGUGUGACACUGGUGUUCCUCUGACAGAAACAAACCCCGUGCUACCAGCAUCCACACCGCAACUCUUUUCUCCACUGGAGAGCACUCAGAUUCUGAUUGACCCAAAUCGUCCUGUACCAUCUCAAGAAUACUGGCUUUUCAAGGCUAGAUUCUCAGCUGAAGAGGCCCGCCUCUGGUGUUUUGCACGUUGCUCAGAAGAUGACUUUUGCCAGAUGGUUGACAUCCCGAAUGCCACAACGUCCAUGUUCUUCCCUUGCACCCUGUAUCCGGCGGCUCAAGUCUGUGACAAUACCACAAACAGCCUCCUAGACAACUGUAACAUUGUGUUACCUCAGAAUCCCCAGCUUUUGUAUCAAAAGAAGGUGUCUCUGGAAGGGAGCGUGAAGAAUUUUUACACUCGCUUGCCUUUCCGUAAAAUGUCAAGCAUCUCUGUGAGGAACAAGAUGGACGUGUCCGGGAAAACUCUGUCCAAUGGGUUUUUGGACUGUGAGCGCUUCUGUGAUGCCGAUCCCUGUUGUUCAGGCUUUGGAUUUUUAGGUGCUUCCCAAGGCUCAGACAGCAAGGUCGUGUGCUUGACUCUGAACAGUUUGGGAAUCCAGACUUGCAGUGAGGAAAUCGCCGGUGAUUGGCGGGUUUCUGAUUGUGCCUCUCCUCCGACCGAAUCCAUGGCCCAUCCUUUUGGCUGGUACCAAAAAGGCACAACUGUUCCCAGAAUUUGCCCACCUGUUCCUCUACCUAGAAAGCAAGGAAAUGUGACUUUGGAUAAAUGGAAGCGUGUCGAUGGAGCUGCUACCCUUAUCGAUCCCUCCAUUUCACAAUUUGAUAUUAUGCAUGUCAGCAGAGAUACCUCAAGCGACUUUGCCAACAUCCGAGACUUUUGCCUCUCAGUUUGUUCGAAGGAAAAAUUAUGCUUGACGACAACCCUUGAAGUGCGACCGACAUCCGUACGGUGUCUGUUCUACCCAGAAACACAGAUCUGCACACUUGAUCUCCAAGGCCAUCAUUGUCGACUUGGGCUCAAGGAGCCGGCUACGUACAUCUAUCGCAAGCAGGAUGCCUUCCUGCCUAUAGCUGGGACCAACGAUGCCCCCUCUGUCUUCAUCUCUUCCCAAGGAACUCUGAUUGGCUCAUCUCUAGCCAUUCAAGUGGGUUCCAGCUGGAAGAGAAUCAGCCAGUUCCUUGGGAUUCCUUAUGCGACGCCUCCAGUGGCAGAGAACCGGUUCCGUCCACCUCAGGCUUUCUCCUGGGCAGGAUCCUGGAACGCCACUACAAUUCGGGCUAGUUGCUGGCAGCCUGGAGACGGUGAAUCCAGUCCUUCAUCUGUCAGUGAAGACUGCUUGUAUCUCAACAUUUACAUACCGGAGAGCACAGGAGGAAAUCUACCAGUGCUGGUAUUCUUUCACAAUGGCCUAAGUAAUGCCGGUGACCAAACGAGAACAGUCAUUGAUGGAUCCUAUUUAGCUGGAGUUGGCAAUCUUAUUGUUGUAACUGCAAAUUAUCGGGUUGGAGUUUUCGGCUUUCUUAGCAGUGGGACCAGUGUAGCAAAAGGGAACUGGGGUCUUCUGGACCAGGAAGCAGUUCUGAAGUGGACUCAGCAAAACAUUGCAAGUUUGGGAGGAGACCCAGAUCGGAUUUCGGUGGCAGCUGAUGGCAGCGGAGCUGAUGUCACCAGCCUUCACCUCCUUGCCGGGGGUGCGGAUCCUGCACUCUUCAAAAGGAUGCUGCUCAUGGGAGGAUCUGCUUUCUCUCCAGCAUCAACAAUCAGCAAGGAGAAAGCACAGCUGCAAGCUGCUGUUUUGGCCCGUGAAUUGGGCUGCCCAUCAGAUGGCAGUGAAGAAACCAUCUCCUGCCUGCGCCAGCUGCCUGCCAAAGUUCUCAAUGAUGCACAAACCAGGCUCCUUGCUAUAAGUGGGCCAUUUCAGUACUGGGGCCCUGUGGUGGAUGGAUCCUACCUUCAAGAGUCUCCCGCAGCCGCUCUGCAACGCCUUCGGCCUGUGGAGAUGGAUCUUCUCAUUGGAAGUGCCCAGCAAGAUGGUCUGAUCAGCCGGGCAAAGGCAAUUAAGCAAUUUGAAGAAAGCCAAGGGCGUGCUAACAGCAAAACAGCUUUCUACCAGGCUCUCCAAAACUCACUGGGGGGAGAAGAUGCAAAUCCUGUUGCACAAGCUGCAACUACCUGGUUUUACUCUCUACAGCACUCAUCAACCGAAUAUGCUUCGUUCUCCAGGGCCUUGGAAAAUGCCACUCGGGACCACUUCAUCAUUUGUCCCACAAUAGAAAUGGCCAGGCACUGGGCGAGGAACGGCAGAGGGAACGUCUUCAUGUACCAUGUGCCAGAGAGCAAUUCCCUGAGCAGCUCAAGCCAGGAGUUCCUGCCGGAUGUUCAGUAUGCAUUUGGGCUGCCUUUCCAUCCCCAGUAUCAGCAACGAUAUCCUCAAGAAGAGAAGAUGCUCUCCUUAGCCAUCAUGCAAUAUCUGGCCAAUUUUGUAAAAUCUGGAAACCCCAACGGUCCUUAUAAAUUCUCCAGAGCAGUGACAGGAAUUUCAUCGCCCUGGCCCAUGUUUCGAGCAGACACUGGCGGAGACAAUUAUAAGGAAUUUACUGCUUCCUUAGAGAACCGUAAAGCGCUGAAGAAAGCUGAAUGUUCAUUUUGGUCUGAUUAUAUCAAACCACUCAAAGCUUCAAUAAGUUGCAGAAGAGGGGAGCCUGUCAUUGGAAGGCCCACCAGGGAAUCUACAGCUGUUUCUGAAACAACUCAGAUGACGCUGGUAGAAGAUAAAGUGGCCUACAGUAAAUAGAGCCUCAUGCUUCGGUCUGCUUUGGAACUAACUGGAAGAAAUCUGGACGCUGUGUCUGAGUGGGAGAAUCCUUUUGCUUUAUCAUAACGAUGCACCCAUACUAGAUUACCGUAAUGUCUGCUACGGCUGGUGUUACACAAGACAAGCUGUAUCCAAAAUGAUAUAUAAACCAAAAUGAUAUAUGCCACCUAAUUGAAUUAAACAUAUCCUAUAUCUGUGUAUCAGAUUGUAAACAUAGCGCACAAUAAAAUGUCAACACACUUUCCAAAAA
This is a messenger RNA of Pogona vitticeps (central bearded dragon), 7582 nucleotides long. The record is from RefSeq and is a predicted model, not a curated record. NCBI's taxonomy places the organism in Eukaryota, Metazoa, Chordata, Lepidosauria, Squamata, Agamidae.